AUGACAGACUCCAAUGCUACAAUACCAAAAUCCCCUCCUCCUGGUCUCUUUUUUGCUGGGUCAGACGAUGAAGAUGAAGUAGACGAUGAGAAUAUCCCUUUGAAUGUGGAGACUCGGAGUCCUAGUAUUCCCACCGCUCCUCAGACUCCUUCAACGUCGCGAUCUUCUCCCUUCAACGAGCCAUUAUUCCUGGAUGACGAUGACGAUGAUGACAAAAACAUGAAUAUAUACGAAGAAGAAGAUAAUGUAGUUCCGCAAAAACGCCAGAUUUUCGACAAUGAUUCCGACAUCGAAAUAAUUGAGGAUCCGGGUUUGUCUCGAAAGAAACAAAAGAAAAUCGAUCCCGAAGAGGUCACUUCCUCAUCUAAAGAGAAGAAGGACAUAUCUUCCGCGAAGGAGUGCUCUAUUUCUUUUGUCUCCGAUACACCAACAUCCCAGGUCAUCGAUGCCUUUAUGCCCACUUACAUAGGCGAGCUCGUUGUUCCGAACGCUUGGAGUACUGUUUCUGGUAGGGGUUAUGUGAAAAUCAAUGACUCUAUCCACGUCAAAAGAGAACAGCAGAAUUAUGCGAGCUCAGAUAAAGCUGAGGCCUCAACGUCCUCAAGUAGCAAAAAGAAAACCGACGGGAAACGACAAAUUACCCUUUCCAAUAUGCUUAAACCUCAACCUGUAAAAUUCAACAACUCGAAGAAGAAAAAAAGCGAUACAAUCGUGCGUUUAGUCAAUAAUAAGGGCUUUGAGUUUGGCAGACUGGCGACGGACACUUCGUGGUGGAUCGCGAAACUGCUGGAAAACAAUAUUGUUGAAAUUAGAGGUGUUAUGACUGACUGUCCUGAGAAACUGACAACAGGUGCCAGCCUCAUUGUAACUCUACACAUGUAUUUGAUUGCUUCUGCCUUCAAACCACUCAAGAGAACCUUUGGCAAUGAUGAUCCAGUGCAUCUAGGAUUCAAUGAAGGCCUUGAGACAGAGGAAGAGACAAUACUCCGUGAACGAAAACAAGCAGUCGUGAAAAUGUUUGAAGUACUUGGUCUUCGACCUCAAGCAGGCGCCAAUGUCCAAACAAAUGAGAUGUCACAUGAAGAAAAUCUUCAAAAACUGGCCAAGCGGCCUGUAAGGAAAGUCAAAGAAAUAGUGGGGGAUGAUGAGGAGAUUGAAGUAGAUGAUUCUGAAGAACUGACCAAAAAUGAAAUUGACGCUAUCUAUUCGAGGGCACAACAUAACGACCGGACAAUGGCUGAAAUGGAACCAUCGGAUUCAUUCAGCCUUACACUCCGUGGCUAUCAGAAACAGGCAUUGCGAUGGAUGCACUCUCUUGAAACAGGGACCAUGGAUGCACGUGAAGCCUCGUCAAUGCAUCCAUUGUGGAACCAAUAUGCCUUUCCAGGAGAGCCAAUUAUGGACGGCGAGACGAUAGAUCUUACCGCCGAAGAAAAGCCUUUUUAUUUCAAUCCAUAUUCAGGUGAAUUGAGAUUGGACUUCCCUAGGGCUGAAAGAAAUUGUCAAGGCGGCAUUUUGGCCGCCUUCCGUACAGUCAAUCAAAGGAAACAACAAACAUCUCAACCAGCGUCUGCCACAUUAGUAGUUGCCCCUACAUCACUACUCACUCAGUGGUCGGAAGAACUUCAACGAUCAUGUAAACCUGGUAGAAUGCAAGUCAUAGUCUGGCAUGGACAAAAUCGACAGGACCUCGAGGACCUUUUGGAAUGUGACGAAGACGAUCGCGGCAAUGUUAUCAAAGUAGUUGUGACUUCUUACGGAGUUCUUGCCUCUGAGCACGCAAAAAUGGAUCGCUCCAGUAAAGUCAAAUCGCCGAUCUUCGAAAUCUGUUGGCUGAGGAUAAUCCUCGAUGAGGCACAUGCAUGUAAAUCGAGGACAAGUAAAACAGCAAAAGCUGUUUAUGCACUUAAUGCUAAACGGAGAUGGGCCGUUACAGGGACACCCAUCGUAAACAAACUAGAAGAUCUUUUUUCGUUGCUGAAAUUCCUUGACUUUAAACCAUGGUCGGAGUUUUCAUUUUUCCGUUCAUUCAUUACAAUUCCCUUUCUGUCUCGCGACCCAAAGGCAAUCGAGGUUGUACAGGUCAUUCUCGAAAGUAUUCUUUUACGAAGAGAGAAGAAUAUGCGGGAUCAGGAUGGAAAGAUGAUUGUAGAGUUGCCACCUAAAGAGGUAAUUGUCGAAGAGCUCGAAUUUUCGCCGUUGGAAAGAAAGAUUUACGACUCCAUAUAUCUUUCUGCCAAGAAGGACUUUGAGCGCCUUGAUGCGAAAGGGUUGGUCAGCAAAAAUUACACUCACAUUUUGGCAAUGCUUAUGAGGUUGCGGAGAGCAGUGCUUCAUCCUAGCCUUGUCCUUGGCAAAGAAGAUGAAGAACACUCCACGUUUCCACAGGAUGGUGGCAAAAAGGUCACAAUCAACGAACUCAUUGAAAAGUUUGCGGAUGGCGAGCAAGCAGGAGAUGGCAAUUCGAGUGCAUUCGUUGAACAUUUCGUUACAAACCUUAGUGGCAACGAUCUUGCCGAAUGCCCUAUCUGCUUCAACGAGAUGGAAAUCCCGAUGGUCAUUCCGCGUUGUAUGCACCAGUUUUGCAAAGAUUGCAUUGUAUCGUACAUUGGUAUCUGUGAGGAGAAGCGGCAAGUCGCUAACUGCCCAACCUGCUCAGAAGGGCCCAUAAAGAGCACCGACUUGGUAGAGAUUGUGAAGAAAGGCAAGAACCAGGGGAUGUCAAGUUCACAGUCUUCUGAUACGCCGGUUAUGUUGAGAAAGAACGACUUUCAAACUUCAACAAAACUCGACGCUCUGGUCCGGAAUCUGAGGCAACUAAGGGAGCAAGACCCAUGCUUCAGAGCUGUAGUUUUCUCACAAUUUACAAGCUUCCUCGACCUUAUCCAGGUCGCAUUAGAAAGAGAAAGGUUUGAUCAGUACCGCUUUGAUGGAACGAUGGAUGUGAAGAAGAAGAGCGCCGCAGUCAAUGAGUUCAAAUCCUUCUCUCGCAAACCAAAAGUUUUGGUGGUUAGUCUCAAAGCUGGUGGCGUUGGGCUGAAUCUCACAAAUGCAAAUUAUGUGUUCAUGAUGGAUUGUUGGUGGAACUCCGCCACGGAAAAUCAAGCUAUCGACCGCGUGCACAGAAUAGGACAAAACAAAACAGUAUAUGUAAAACACUUUAUCGUGUCAAAAACUAUCGAGAACCGCAUCUUACAAAUCCAGAAACGUAAAACGGCGAUUGUUAACGAAGCAUUUCGAGGAAGUGGGAAAGCUGAUCCAGAAAGCAUCCAAAACCUCAAAAUUAUGUUUGGAGACAGUUGA
Psilocybe cubensis is the source of this 3303-nucleotide messenger RNA. RefSeq lists its product as uncharacterized. NCBI's taxonomy places the organism in Eukaryota, Fungi, Basidiomycota, Agaricomycetes, Agaricales, Agrocybaceae. The record is from RefSeq and is a predicted model, not a curated record. The transcript has 21 exons. Gene Ontology annotation, molecular function: ATP-dependent chromatin remodeler activity; zinc ion binding; nucleic acid binding. Bases 1 to 3303 code for a protein of 1100 amino acids.